Messenger RNA from Rotaria sp. Silwood2, 1074 nucleotides. Lineage: Eukaryota; Metazoa; Rotifera; Eurotatoria; Philodinida; Philodinidae. The record is from the annotation of a GenBank genome assembly.
AUGCAAAAAGAAAUUUUCGAACAACCUGAAUCUGUUGUUAAUACCAUGCGUGGUCGUGUUAAUUUUAAUACAAAAAAAGUUAUACUUGGUGGUAUUAAAGAUUAUAUUAGUGAAAUUCGUCGUUGUCGUCGUUUAAUAUUAAUUGCAUGUGGAACAAGUUAUCACUCAGCUGUUGCUACACGACAAUUACUUGAAGAAUUAACUGAAUUACCAGUUAUGGUUGAACUGGCAUCAGAUUUUCUUGAUAGAAAUACACCAGUUUUCCGUGAUGAUGUUUGUAUGUUUAUAUCACAAUCAGGUGAAACAGCUGAUACAAUAUUAGCAUUACGAUAUUGCAAACAACGUGGUGCACUUAUACUCGGAUUUACAAAUACAGUGGGAUCGAGUAUUUCACGUGAAUCACAUUGUGGUGUUCAUAUUAAUGCUGGACCAGAAAUUGGUGUGGCAAGUACAAAAGCGUAUACAAGUCAAUUUUUAGCACUUGUUCUAUUUGGUCUUGUUUUAUCGGAAGAUUCAAUAUCAAAACAAUCCCGACGUGAUGAUAUUAUAGAUGGUCUUCAAAAAUUACCUGAAUUAAUUAAACAAGUACUUAACUGUGAUAAAAUAGUACGUGAUUUUGCUGAAGAAUUAUAUAAACAAUCAUCAUUAUUAGUGAUGGGUCGUGGUUUUAAUUUUGCUACAUGCCUUGAAGGUGCUUUGAAAGUUAAAGAAUUAACAUAUAUGCAUUCGGAAGGUAUACUUGCCGGUGAAUUAAAACAUGGUCCAUUAGCUAUGGUUGAUGAUGCAAUGCCAAUUGUUAUGAUUAUUAUGGAUGAUCCUGUUAAAAUAAAAUGUAUGAAUGCAUAUUCACAAGUUCAAGCUCGUGGUGGUCAGCCAAUAUUAAUUUGUAAUGAUGAUGAUGAAGAAUUGAAUAAAUUAGAAAAUCGACGUAUAACUGUUCCACGUACAGUUGAUUGUUUACAAGGAAUUUUAUGUGUUGUGCCAAUGCAAUUACUUUCAUUUCAUAUUGCAGUAUUACGAGGAUAUGAUGUUGACUGUCCAAGAAAUUUAGCUAAAUCAGUUACUGUUGCAUAA